GUUUUACUUCGGACACGGCAUCAGUCAUCGCACAACAAAUAUCCGUCUCCCAUCGCCAUUGUACACGUUGUCCUGUCCGGGUACGAGCGACGACCAAAGUAAACAGACAGGACGAGAUAGGAAAGAAGAGCGUCGAACAGAAGAUCCGGUACGUUAUGAAUUCCGCCGAGUGGUCUCGUCCAGUUAGAAAAUAAUAGUAAACAAUUUUCGCGUAUCAAUUCAUCGAACGCUUACCCGUGUGUGUGUUGUGUGCGUGUGACGGCUUUCGUGUUUUCUUAUUUCUACGAAGGUUCAUUUAUUAUCGAUACAAAAAUGUAGGCGAAAUAGGAUUCGGUUACUCAACAUGUGUGUGCCUCGUCAUUGACCAAGUUGCUUUUCGAUUGCACCGUAAGUUGAAUCAAAGUAAUGCUGGCAACAUGCUGAGAGUGGACGAUUGUGUAGUCCUUAGGCGAGUGUCAAUGGGAGGAGGAGAAGAAAAUCCUGAGCCACCGACUGAGGCAGGAAAUAGACGCGCAAGCAGUGUCUUAAAAAAUGAAUUACUCCUUCAUGAAGCUGUCAUAAAAAAUGACCUAGAAGCAGUUAAAAAAGUAAUUAAAGAGCCACUUGAUGUAAACUCAAGAAACAAUUAUGGCAGAGCUCCUAUUCACUGGGCGUCUUCGAGGGGAAAUAUUGAAAUUAUGGAAACACUUAUCAAUGCAAAUUGUGACAUUGAAGCUAAAGACAAAUAUGGUAUGCGGCCAAUUUUAAUGGCAGCGUGGCAUGGCCAUACGGACGCAGUACAAAUGCUUAUCAACUAUGGUGCUAGUGUUAAUACAAUAAAUAAAAAACAUUAUACUCUUCUCAUGUGUGCUGCAAGGAAUAAUCGACUAUCUGUUGUUAAUUAUUUGCUGGACACAAUUGAAGAUGUUGACAUAGAUGCGAUUGACACAGAUCAUCAGACUGCUCUUCAUCAUGCUGCGAUUUCUGGUCAUACACAUGUUGUUAGAAGAUUGGUACACGCAGGAGCGAAUACAAGUACCACAAAUAAACAAGGUAAAACGCCCCUUCAUUCGGCUUGUGAAAAAGGACAUGUAGAUGUAGUUGAUUUUCUUCUCGGUCAUGGUGCCGAUAUGCUCGCAAGGGAUGAAGAACAAAAUAGUCCGUUGCAUGUUGCUGUGGAAAAUAAGCAAACUCUAGUUGUUCAAAUGUUAUUAGAAGCAGGGAACCCUACAAAUCUAGAAAAUAAUAAAGGUUUGUCGGCUCUGCAUAUAGCUAGUAGUCACGGAUGUCGAGGGAUAGUUGAAAUGCUUUUAGCGACAGACUGUGAUAUCGACCGACAAAGCAAAAAUGGUAACACACCUUUACACAUGGCCUGCUUGUCCAAUAAUGUAAUGAUUGCAGAAAUACUAAUCAAUAAAGGAGCAAAUUUAAACGCCUUGAAUACGAGGUUACAAUCGCCAAUACAUAUCGCAGCGGAACAAGGGUAUUCAGAAAUAUGUAAAUUAUUAUUAAGUGCUGGUGCUAACAUUGAACAAAGAGAACAAGGUGGAAAAACGCCAUUGUACAUAGCAGCUAGAGGGAGUUUUACAGCUAUAGUAGAUAUGAUUAUAAAAACUGCUCGCCUGGAAUACACGCCAAAAAAGAAAGGGAUUGGCCUCAAAACGCCCGAAGAAAGAAGAAAAUGGAGAUGUAAUCCAGAUUUAGAUGUUUCUAUAACGUUGCAAGAGACUGACGAAAAUUUGGACAUUAUACUACAAAAGUUGGCACAUAAAAAAUUGGGACCAGGAGAAUGGAAAAAAUUAGCUCAUUUGUGGGCAUUUACUGAUGAACAAAUCAAAGCAAUAGAACAUCAGUACAUAGGGCCAUCUAGUUAUAAACAACAUGGUUACAGAAUGUUAAGAAUUUGGGUUGAUAGUUUGGGCCCGGAUCUUGAUCCAAUUGACGAACUCAUUGACAGUCUUAAUACUAUAGAAAAAAAAACUCUGGCUGAUGCCAUAUAUAAAAAACUUUUACGACAAAAAGAAAAAGAAAAGACUGCCUCCAAGCUUGAAGAUAAGCUUUGCAAUAUCUCAUAAUCAAAUAAACGCUACAAUUAUCUAAUCACUAUUAUUGUACAGAAAGUUAAUUUGACUUUGUAAAGAAUUUAUUGUAUUUUAAUGUAUAAAAAAUUGUUUUUUAUUUCAUUAUUUGUUAAAGCGUUGAAUUAAAUGUUCAAUCCUCUUUAAAAUACUUGUGUGUGAUCGAUAUCUAAUAUUUUGGUGUUAUACAGACUGAUUUAUUCAUCAUGAACCACUUGAUUAAUCAAAAAAUGAUAGAGAGAAUUUUUUUUUGUAUCUUUUAGGUACAUGCUUUUUAUUAAUCAUAAGAUAUUUUUUAUUUUCAUCCCUUAUACUUUUAUACGGAUGUAACAUUUUUUCAAAUGAAAACAUAUAUAUUAUAUAUAAUUUAAAUUUUUAAUUUUAAUAAACAAGCCUCUUUAAUAGAUAAUAAAUUAAUUAAGAAAAUGACUGGUUGAUAGCAACUUUUAGACCAUUAUUUCGGAAAUUAUUAAGAUUUUAAAAUGAUAGCGGAGUCGCUGGUGUAAUUAUUUUUAUCACUAGAAAUUUCGAUGCUUAAGUCUUUCUUUCACUGACAUAUAAAAAUGUUAAUAACUUCCGAAAUAUUAGUUUAAACAUUGUUAUCAGCCAAUAAUUUUCUAAAUAAAUUAUAAUCUAUUAACUAAUCUAGUAAUAAUGUAUAUUUUUAUUUGAAAAAAUAAAGUUAACGUCCUUGUAAGAUAUAAAGAAUGUACAUGAAAAUAGCUUAUGAUUGAUAAAUUAAGAUAACCCAUACAUAAUCAUACAUAGAAAAAAAAAUUUCUUUAUUUUUAUUUUUUGAUUUAUUAACCACUUUGUAUAAACCAAUAGAUUUCCAUUUAUUUAU
Molecule: messenger RNA, 2901 nt
Organism: Daktulosphaira vitifoliae (grape phylloxera)
Lineage: Eukaryota; Metazoa; Arthropoda; Insecta; Hemiptera; Phylloxeridae
Product: ankyrin repeat and death domain-containing protein 1A-like
Exons: 14
Coding region: 417-2054 (545 amino acids)
Biological process (GO): signal transduction
Cellular component (GO): cytoplasm; nucleus
Molecular function (GO): protein binding
Source: RefSeq, a predicted model, not a curated record